This is a messenger RNA of Fusarium sp. VM40, 603 nucleotides long. The record is from the annotation of a GenBank genome assembly. NCBI's taxonomy places the organism in Eukaryota, Fungi, Ascomycota, Sordariomycetes, Hypocreales, Nectriaceae.
AUGAGUGGGGUCGUGACACUAGGAAUUAAUGGACCCCGCCAGCUCAAGACGUCAAUAACCAUUCCAGACUUUGCAUCAAACAACAUCACAGCAGAACCUCAAUCCGAAAUGGUCGUCAUCAAUCUGGCCUACAGCGCCCCCAUUAACCCAAGCGGCGCUACUCCUAUCCUCACCGAAGCGCAAAUAUGGAACGGUCUGAAGCGCAAGGUCCGCCACGCUAACGAAUUUGUGGCCCCCAUCAUCGAAUGUCAUGUCGUCAGUGAGGAGCAAACAGAAACGGGCAAAAAGGUCACUCGUGAAGUUACAUUCGAAAAAGGAACUCGAGGAAACCAAAACGAAAUUGUCAAGGAAAUUGUGUACGAAUUUGAACCAAGCCGUGUCGACUUUCAUCAGCCAGAUGGAAGCAACAUCUUCAACCUCGUCAGUGUUGACCAGGAUGGCAAUUUGAUCAUGACCUACGCCUUUGAAUGGCGACACCCGGAGAUUGCAGUGGAUAGCGAGCAGGUGAAAGGUUUGCGUGAGAAAUAUUUCAAGAUGGCCAAGGGCGCGGUGGAGGGGUCUAUCGAUACCAUUCGUCGACUGGUGAAGGAGGAGGAGCUUUGA